AUGGUUCUGACGGAGUUGCUGAGGCUAAAGGAAUCCAAAUCACCAGGUCCCGAUGAGAUUCCGGCGAAGAUUUUGAAGGAACUCGCCGGUGAGUUGUCUAAGCCACUCUCCAUGCUUUUCCAUACAUCCUUCGAGACCGGAUAUCUGCCACCCGACUGGAAGUCGGCGUGGAUUACGCCGCUGUACAAGGGCGGAAGUCGGGUCUCUGCGAACAAUUACAGACCGGUCAGCCUCACCUCCAUUUGCUGUAAGAUUAUGGAGAAGAUAAUAAAGCAACAACUAAUGCAGUUCCUUGAACAAAACCAUUUGCUUUCCGAUUCUCAGCAUGGAUUCCGAAAAGGCAGAUCCUGUGUGACAAACCUGCUCUACUGUCUGGAACACUGGACUAGGGCUGUUGAUAGAGGAGAUAUGGUGCAUGCCAUCUAUAUCGACUUUAAAAAGGCCUUCGAUAGUGUGCCUCACCACCGCCUUCUAUACAAACUUAGCCGUGCAGGAGUGCGAGGUAAGCUUCUCAAGCCGUCCACGUCGGUGACCAACAAUCUGCCGAGGUUGCCGUUAAGAGUGGUGUUCCCCAAGGCUCUGUUCUUGGCCCUACGCUGUUCCUCGUAUACGUCAAUGACUGCGCAAACGAACUGAAUUGCGAUGUCGCAAUGUUUGCCGAUGACAUAAAGAUUUGGAGUACCAUACGAAGCGAAGUUGACGAGGCGCGACUGCAGACAAGUCUGGACCACCUCGAGCAAUGGUCGAAAGACUGGCUUCUACCGUUCAACGUAAACAAGUGUACUUUCCUACGCGUCGGCAGAACCAGUUCUCCUAACCACACGGUCUACCGUCUGACUGGCAAACCACUGCAAGAAGUCGACGCCCAGAAGGACUUGGGUGUAUGGAUCACAACCUCGCUUAAGCCUUCGCUGCAAUGUUCAAAGGUGGCCAAGUCGGCGAUGUCCAUGCUAUACCUUGUCAAACGGGCGUUCUCCUCCUUUGAUGAAGACUGCUUCGCCAAGGUCUUUCAAACUUUUGUGCGACCGCAUCUGGAGUUUGCUAUCCAAGCAUGGCGACCCUGGACCGCUAAAGACUUGGGCAUACUCGAAAAAGUUCAACGGCGAGCAACGAAACUUGUAUCUGGGCAGUGGUUACUACCUUACGAAACGCGAUUAGCUAAUCUUGACCUCUUUCCUUUGAGUUACAGACAGCUACGUGGGGACCUGAUACAAGCUUUCCGCAUCGUGCGCAAUCAGGGCUGUUGCCUCGCGUUUGGAGACUUCUUCGAGUUGGCGACUACGACUAACCUGAGAGGCCAUCCACUCAAACUGCGUGUGGCUGGUGUCCGGCUAGACACCCGAAAGUUCUUCUUCUCAAACAGAGUGGUUGCAGCUUGGAACGCCUUGCCUGAGGAUUUUGUUAUGUCAGGCUCGGUAGAUACUUUUAAAUGGAGACUAGAUCAGCAUUGUAGCGCGCACCACAAUAACGCCGGAGUACGGCCACCUUGACAGCCAACGCUGUCAAUUUAGUGUUAUAACGAUGCUACUACCAACAUUUAAGUAAUAUGUGUUUAUGUUAUUUAUUAAGCUUGGGCCACGUCGCACACCGCUGUUCGCAUUCACCACGAUGCCUGUAGACUAAACAAUUUUACUUCUUUUCCCGUGUCUUAAGUGUGCCUCAACUGUCCGCUGUAUUUUGACCAACAGAGCAAGUUAAUGUGCCUCUAAACUCUGUUAACGCAUGACAUUCUGUGUUCAUCUGUACAGUUUUUGCUAUUCCCCUCGCAUUUCUUUCAUGUUACUUCCUUUCCAUUUCCUCCAUAUAUAUCCUCUGCAUGUAACCAAUAGGGAUUUCAAAGGUACACACCUACUUUCCCUGAAAUAUACUGAUACUGAUACUGAACUGAACGUUCAACAUCGAUAAAUACCUGAUUUUAUAAAAAACAGCCUUCUUGUUUUUUCCAUGCUCCAUGUGAGUUCCACAGGUUAUUUGACAAAACUUUACAAGUCAAAUUACCCUCUACCAAUAGAAGAACACCCACGAAUGCAGAACCUCAGUCUAUGACAGAUGUUGCAUAGGGAACUGCCUGAAUACCAGGCUCCGUAGACGUCCGCUCCAAUUUUUAAACUUUUCUCACGCCUUAUGAGAUCGUGAUAGUUUUGUGAAAUAUUAGGCUGGGGACAUGAAAUUAAGCGCCCGAAGUAUGAUUUCUACGACAGAACACCAAAUUUGGAUGAAAAUGUGAGUCGAAGAUAAUCAAAUACUGUUGAAUAUUUACUUAAUGUCUAUUUUAAAAACAAGCCUGACACUGCCUUUACCACACAUCCGACAUAGGCACAAGUUAACAGCCCAGACACGUGUUCUGGCGACGAUUCCGUUGCUGAUUAGGGCAUCCGUGAAAGACCCGGCUACUCAGUGUAACACUUGAACCUCAAGCUCCAACCACUUGACUCCAAAUCCUGAAAUUAAUAGUUUCAGCUUGAUUUUCCCCUGGAGUUCAUAUACCGGGAGCAGCAUGUGGGAGCAUGUAGACUCGGCUGGAUAGCCGUGAGCACUCGCAUCUGCGCGAUGUAGUAACAGACUCGUCGGCGAAACGCGUGUCUGGGUUUUCAACUUUCGAUAUGCGUUGAUUAGACAGACUCUGUGUCUUCGUGCAGGUGAGGUCAUGGCAAAUGGAAUAACUGUGGGCGGCUAUGAGAAGGUGGAAACUUGAAAUAACCCAAGAGACUAACCUGUAUGCAGCAAGUGUCACUUAUAUGCACCACGGUGACACUGUGAGCAUGUGGGUGGCUCACAAGUGUAGAGGAUAGAAAGUACCUUCAGUAGGAUGUGUUCAUCAACACCUCUUAAUUAUGAUGUCCAGUCUACAUAUCAGAUAGUUUUUUUAGAUUAAAAAGCGAAAGUGUUAAUCGAUCAGUUGUGGUUAACUAGUCCCACCAUACGAUCCCGGCGGUUGUAGGGUUUAUUGCAUGUGAGACAGGGGAAAAUCACAUACGACGGGGUCAGGCGACAGAAGAGCAAUUGGGAAUGUGUGGUUUUAAUUUGAUCGGUUAAGAGGCAGUUUACCUAACGCCUCACACUGACCAUAACCUCUAGCCCCAACCCGCAACUCUAACACCUAGUCCCAACCCCAAUCCCCGACAAUUAACCCUAAUCCCUAACAACACAUCUUGAUCAUAGCCCCUAACCACAACAGUAUUGUGUACAUCUGAUGAGGCUACAUAAGUACAUUUUCAAGGUAGAGCCUGACGGUUUCUCUCUACACUUACCUCAGACUAGAAUACUGGUGCAUUUCUUUGUCUGUGCUUGCAAGCAGGAGGUCCGGAUGCGUAAAAAACAUCUUUGAAUUCGGCAUGUGAAGGAUAAAAAAUAAAAUGUGUCCAGUUUUAAUUUAUAUUGAAGACAGAUUGAAGCUUUGAAUUGUGUAUGCAAAGAGACAGCACACGCAUAAUCGUAAAUAUUGUAAGGUACAAGCUGCAUUUACACCGUUGCAAUGAGCUGGAUGUUUAGUUAAGUUUGGGCCACUCGAGAAAAUGUGUGGGAUACAUCAAGAUGGGUGCGCCGUCGUAGGCCAGAAAUCGGUAGGUUUCUUUUUUCCCAGCGUCAUAUGUCAGAGAAAAGACUAGGUUCUCAGUCUUCACACGUCCCGUUACCCGCAUGAUUUUAUAGUUCUCACCGUCGACUUGUCCUUAAAUGGAAAAUGAAAUAAGCCAUCUGCGCCAGAUCUUGAGUAUAGUAACGUGAAGAGCAACUUACCAUAGGGAAUAAUUAUUUUCAGUCCCUUCCUGCCUGAUGACGACCCAUACCUGCCAAUAUUUCCCAGUAGCAUGAUCUCCUUAAAAUUGGAAAUUUGGUUCAUUUAAAACUUCGUAUCUCAAUCGGGAUUUUGAUUGUAAAUGUAAAUGUAAAUUUACAGAAGACUAACAGUAUAAAUGAAAUGACUGUGGUGUUUUGGUACCUUUAUAUUUUCAUCCAUGACCACAGAAAUUGGUUUCGAAUAGGCCGGGUGUGAGACAAUGGGUUUUACGUAAUGGACAUCAGGGAUCUCUGAUAACAUAAGAAAAAUCUGAGUUGUGGAAUUGAAAUGACAUAUAUUUGAGGAAGAUUUUCUUGCUGUUUGGUUUCAUUAACGAUUAUCAGAUAUCACGACUUUAUAUAAAGUGGGGCAUUUUGAAUAUAUACCUGGGAAGAAUUCCCCUUCGUUCACUACGACGAUCGCAAUUUUUGCCUUUUCGGGAUUUUCGGGUGUGAGAAUAACCACAGAAUAAUUUUGGUAAGUUCAGUCUUUGAUCAGAAAACUCCUUCUUCCUUUUUUCCGAAAAAAAGAAUUCAUGAAUUAGCUAUCUUUAAUAUUUGAUAUCACUAUAUGCAGACUACCAUAAGUGAUCUGACCAUCGAUUCGAAAAAAAACCCGCAAUUAAUGUCCUUUGUUUCGUGGGUGUGUUCGUGUUUGCGAAUUUGAAGUGACAAAUUGUAAAAGACUCAACAACUCACUUGGAUAGAAUUCUACACAUUUAGUCGCAGGUUCGCAGGGAUGUCCUCCUGUUCGAUGCACAAAUCCUGAUUCGGAUGACUUGAACUGUACAUACAGUACCUGUGCUAACUCAUGAAAUGUCACGAAUUAACACAGGUUAACGCCUUUAACGCAAAAUCGGUAAACACUGCGGCUCUCAAAGUCUGAUAGCGGAAAAUAAACGAUGUGCCAAAGAAAUAAAGCAAAGUUUGGUUAAGAAAAUAUUAUUUACUGAGAUAAAAAUAAAUAAUUUUCGACAAAAGUCACAUUUUCGAGAAACGCCUAUAUUACAACCCAGUUAAUAAAGGCUACGUAUGAGGACGUAUAAAGGAGGAGGGCGCAUAAAAGGUCAAAAAUAAUUAAGGACAGAAACAGAUACAAAAAAUUAGUACUUUGUAGAUUGUCCAUUCGAAUUAAUAACAGCAGAAAGUCUGUCCGACAUAGACAUGACAAGCUUAUCUAUGGUGGAUUGUAAAAUGUAAUUAUUGAGUAUGAAAUCCAAUUUUUCCUGCAUUGAAAGAGUCUUCUUAGCUUUGUGCCAAUUUCUUUUGACUAUUCCAAAAAGAUUUUCGAUUGGAUUAAGGUCGGGACUGUUGGCCGGGAUGAAAAUGGAUUGGAGGCCAAUUGCGGAGAGCGUGGUUGUUGUCUAAAAUGUUAGAUUAUGUUUGCAAGCGGCAUCAAAUUCGUACCUCUUUAGAGCGGUGGACAGGUGCAUUGUCCUGCAAAAUUACAGUAUCCAUUCGGCGCCGACUUAUGCCGUUGUAGCCGAAAGCAUCCUUGACAAUUGCAAUGAACACCUUGCUGUUGAUGGUGUCGGAUGUUGACCGCCAGACAGGCCGCUCACCGAAUUUAAUCGCCAUCCAAACCAUCAUCCGCCGACAGUUCUUGAAUGUUGCCGUCGGUGUAGUAUGUUCUCUUGGGAAGUUCUUUCCACAUAUGACAGUUUGGAGCGACUUCGUAGGCUUGUCUAAAAAUAGAACCUCAUCGCUGAAGAAAAUGCUCUUCCAAAAUGAAGAUCUGUAUUCAAUAUAAUUCUUAGCAAAUAAAAGCCGUUCUCUAAUUAGUUUUCUACUUAAAUAUGGCUUAAUCAUGGCCUUCCGCCGCUGCAGUUCAAAUUCCUUCAUCCUUUUUCUAAUGAUGUUCAUAGAAAACAUCGGCAGAUGUUCCCGCUGAAUGGCCUCAAUGGGCAUGUAAUGAAACUUUUUUAAUGUACGACGAAUAAAAUCGUCGUCUUGCUUACUUGUGGACCGUCUUGGUCCCCCUAUCUUAUUUCUAGGAACAGUUUUAUCAUUAAUAAUGCGCCACAGAGUGACCUUGCUAAUAUUGAAAAUAUUAGCUAACGACUCACGCGGGAUUCCUUCCGCCGCUAAUUUUCGAAUGCGCUGGAAGUCAACUUCGGAUAAGUAUUGUUUAGACAUAGUUAUCGUUUGGCGUGGCAGAGCAAAGUGACGGCAUGUCGCGCGAACUCAAUAUAUAUUCGUUUACGACACGCAUUUUCAGUCUGGUAAAACAAUCACACUGAUAAACUUUUUUAUUUCGGUAUUUUGAAACAUAAAACUUUACGAAUUUGUAAAAUAGAAUUUUUAGAUAAAGAAUCGCACGUUAUUUCCUGAACACAAUAAGAAAUAAUUUAUCUGCAUUUCCCUGAUUUUGUUGAUAUUGAAAUUUAAUUUUUUCUUUUUGUUCGAAAGUUUAUCAAAAAAUUUCGUCUUUUUAUUAAUCUUCUUAAACAGAUUAAUAAAGUUACACAAAGAAUUUCCAUCCGAAAGCUUUAAUAGCGUAGGAAACUGCUUGAAUAUCAGGAAUCCUCCGAUUUCGCCUUGAUCCGGCCCGUUUUCUAUUUAAUAUACAGAUCCGUAUCAAACUUUCCUUCAGAAAACGGUCUUUUCGUACUUAUUUCAACCAAAUAAACACAAAUAACGACACCAAAAAUACACUACAUUGUCCACUAUAAUUUUGACCUCGGCAUUUCAUGAGUUAGCACAGGUACUGUACUAAGCCACAGUAAUAUUUCGCCAACCACGUUCCGCGCAAGUCCCACGUUGCUGACUCGGCUUACCAAACGACAGUUCAUAGUUACAACGGACUGUAACACGUACACGCGCGCUCACGGAAAACUCCUGCCAACGCAGUGAUGCAGUCGCAUUUGCUUCUCCUUUAUAUUCAGUGUUUUGGCCUACUAAUCCUACUUUUUCUUCAGUCAUUACGCUGAGCAACGCGAAUGAUUUACUAAGUUCACGACCUCCUAGCCUGGUGGAUAUAGCAAAAUGUAGAGACUUAAGAAGUUACUGGAGUUUUCUGCAAGUUGUAGUCUUCUACCGAUAUGUGUCGUUGUAAUAACUGUCUAAAUGUUAAAGGCAAGGAAAAUCUAGGACUCUAUCCAUACGAAUUUAAAUGGUAUUUCUGCUAUUCACAAAUCAUAAGUGUAAAGAUCGGAAAAGGUUUAUGGAAAAGUACCAGGUCAGCUAAGUUACGGUUUGUUCUAGCAAGCCUAUUUAAUGCGUUGCGAAAACUAAACCGUGUAGGCAUUCUGAGGAUGCAGAAGUUAUCGACAAGGAACCCGCGCAAUUGACCGAUGGACCUCAAUUUUAAGACCACUUACAACGAAAGAUGUCAGUUAAAUUGAUUCGAAACCUUCGCUGUCAGGAGAGGAGUAGAGGCUCAGACCCAGGCUGACUGGAGCAGUACCGAACACAACAAACGAAGCUUGACACCCCUACUUUCAACUAAUCAGUAGGCAAUUGUAAAUAUUGUCGCAUCUGAGGUAGCAUAUUGCGUCCACGCCAGAGUUUCCUAAUACGAAGUAUAUCAGUUGACAAUAAAUGUAAUGCGUUUAACUUCUCAGUCAUUAUAUUUUUAUGACUAGACUGGGACUUUUAGAAAAUAUAGGCUGCAUUAUCGAAGUUUGGGAUUGUAGAACGGGCGGUCCUGCUUGUCUAUAUAAUAUAUGUCACUCGGCACGUAAUUAUCUAAAGGUAGCGGGGGUUAGAUGGUAGUUGGUAGCCCUCACGUUACCGAAAAAAAACCCAACUACCUGUUUUACGGGACCGGUGGUAAUAGGGGCUAUACGGGUGGGGAAAAUGAGUGGAGGCGUAAAUGGCGCUUGUAGUGUAUGCCUGGAAUUGACGCUCCUGGUAAAGUCGAAGCCUAAUUUAAAUAAGGUGAAAAAUGAAAGGAGGAUAUAUAAAUAAGCGUGGAUAAUUAGUACGGUAUGCGGAAUAAAUGCAUCCUUGCCCCAGAUUGGAAAGAAUAGCAAGCGAAGGCGAACAACCAAUAGGAAGAACGCAGUGUGUCUUUAGGUCAUUCCGCAGUAUGUGCGAUAGUACUCUAACCGACAGAAUAGACAUGAGAACACGAGAGUCAAGUAGCGGCACGCAGGACGCCACAACGCAAGCGGGGUAAGACAUUAAUGCGAAAAAUAUGUUUGGGCGAAAGAGAAAAUCUGCAAAUAAUAGUGUAUUGUCACUGUGGCCACAUCUAGGAUUAAAACUAUUGCAGUAGUUGUUUGCUAUACGUGAAUGGUGUACUUUACAAUGUAAAGACGAAUUUGCACUCUGUAUAUGAAGUUAUACUUUGUUCUGCUUGAAGAGCCCAGUCUUAUAGAAGGCGGAGGAAAGCAGGACCGCAAGUGCAUAGGCCGACAGAUUAUUCGCGGAUCCUGGAAAUUAUCCAGUCGUCCUACCUAGUGCAGUAUCUCUAACAAAAAGGACUACUGACCUGUAGGGUCUUAUGUAGAUGUCGAAAUACUGCGACAGCCCACGGAUGGUUAUGCCUUCAGAUAACAUCUGGGUACUGUGGUAUGCAGCCUAGGAUAGUACCUCUAAAAUGAAUCAGAUACAGGUAACACAGUGCGCGCAUGCAAUUACAAGCAUAAUGAGAAGCAUGAUGAAUCAUAAUAUGUCUAGGAUAAAUCUUUCGCCCUUUACUAAAGAUUUCCGUGUGGGGGUGCAAUACAGUGAGUCUAUAGAGACAUUUCUGCAGUGCCUCGUUCUCGGGGCGGAUAGAGUGAAGAAGAAAUUCAUCCUGACAGGGCUUCUGCGCGUGCACUCCCAGACAUAAUAAGAACGUAAUCACAGAGCUUGAAAUCUAGCCAGUAAAUGCAAUUGAAGAAUGAGUGGGCAGGGCUACCCCCUAACAUCCUACCGUAGCGGGUGUCACUCAGGUAUGCUUAUGACUUGAUACAUGUUUUAUGACCGUUUAUGUUUUACAUGAAUUAAUAGGUAAUAGCAUAAGAAGCAAAAAUUCGCUAUAUAAAUCAAACCCCCAAAGCAGGCAUAGUGUAUUUCUGAGAACUGAAUCUACUCGGUUACCGGACAUUUUCGCGUUUUCGUUCUCGCUGCUUUUCUUGAGUGCAUUUUUAUUGCAGAGCAUUUAAUACUGCAUCUGCCGGUAAGGAUAUAGUAAGUAAACCCCUCGGAAAACCUUGUUUAACUACGAUCCUAAUGUCAAACAUGAUCAUGACUGUGAUUGGUAACCCGAAGCGUUAGCCCGAAAGCAUUUAAGGAAAGCUUGAGUGUCACCGCAACCUUGACCCAAGGCCAUAAGCCCCUAACGCAAGCCCUAAAAACCUUGUCAAAAUAAGCAUACCAAAAACCCAAGGCAAAAUUGAAACGCAUUGCAAAAGUGGGACUUCAGAUCUGUAAAAACAGCCAAGAAUCCCAACUGCGGGAUAAUUCUGCAAAGCAUGUGACUUGGUAUCUCUCAUCAGUUAGUUUCCUAAAACACUCAGAACCAAGAUGAAGGCGCAUAAGCUAGCGUCAAGUGUUUCUUAAUAAAACAUGGAAAAAAGUGUUCCUGUGUAUGUGCGCGAGGCAGCGACUUAGGCAAAUCACUGGUUGCAUUGUGUGAUGAUAUGCCGAUGCCCGCACAGGCAAAAACGCGAACAAAACAACUGUCAAAAUAAUGUACAAUACAAAAACAUAACGCCCAAUGAAAACAGUCUGAUCGUCAAGGGCGAGGCCACCUGUUGGAUAGUGAACUGGACCCUUCAUUAGCAUGGUAUAAAUACAUUCAUACAUUCAUAUAUAGUCCAAAUUUUAAAAUAAUUCGUGAAAUCUGAAGCUCGCUGAUAAAACCAAACAGCAGGGACAUCUACAUCAAACAUAUAUCAUUUCAAUUUCACAAAUCACAUUUCUCAUAUUUUGUCAGAGAUCUGCGGUGUCCAUUACAUAAUACCCAUUGUCGCACAACGGGGCCAUGCGAGACUACUUGCUGUUGUCAUGGAUGAAAAUAUAAAGGUACCAAAAGACCACACUCAUUUCAAUUAUGCUGAAAUAUUUUUGAGAUUUACAUCUGACUUAGUUAUUCAUCUGUCCAGAUCAUGAUUGAAGCGCAAAAUGUUAAAUAACCAAUUAUCUUUUUUCAAGGAGAUCAGGCUGUUGGGAAAUAUUAGCAGAUAUGGAACGUCUUCAAGCAGAAAUGGGCUGAAAAUAAUUAUUCCCUAUGGUAAGUUGCGCUCUACGUUGCAAUGCUCAAGAUCUGACGGAGAUGAUUAA
This is a messenger RNA of Spirometra erinaceieuropaei, 9990 nucleotides long. The record is from the annotation of a GenBank genome assembly. NCBI's taxonomy places the organism in Eukaryota, Metazoa, Platyhelminthes, Cestoda, Diphyllobothriidea, Diphyllobothriidae.